AUGGGCGAUAACACCCAGGACGAAGAGGUGCUGAAGCAGAUCGAGAGGGAGGUGCGAAUGCGGGAGGGGGCCAGCAAGCUCCUGGCAGCCUGUUCCAGGAGAGAGCAGGCCCUGGAGGCCUCCAAGAGUCUGCUCACCUGCAACGCCCGCAUCCUGGCCCUGCUCAGCCAACUGCAGAAGAUGAGGAAGGCUCAAAUACUGCAGAGAGUGGGACGCAGGCCAUCUGAAGAUGUUUUGCCAUGUCUGGGAAAAAUAUCCCUUUCAGACCUGCGAAUCCCACUGAUGUGGAAGGACUCGGAGUACUUCAAAAACAAAGGAGAGCUGCAGCGCUGUGCUGUUUUCUGCCUGCUUCAGUGUGGCACAGAGAUCCAUGACACUGAUCUGGUGAUGGUGGACAGGACUUUAACCGACAUUUGUUUUGAAGGCACUAUCAUAUUCAGCAAAGAGGUAGGUCCAGAUUUCCAGCUUCGUGUUGAGCUGUACAGCAGCUGUGUGGUCGAGUAUUUCUCCCCGGGGGCUAUAGGACCCAGGAGAGUGAGCUGUCUGGGGGCCACAGUGGGAUCCUCCUCUGGGAAAAAGAUCCGUGCUGCGUUCGAGUCUGCAGCUGUUUGUGGAUCCAGUGGAGGAAACUCAGGACCUGGAAGUGUGCUGCCGCCUUUAUCCCCUGACCUGUCAGCACUGGGUCUCAAGUAUAACCUGCUGGCUCACACAACACUGAGAAUCGAACACGUCCAGGAAGGUUUCAAGACGCAUGAUUUGUCUCUAGCAGCAACAGAGGAUAAUCCAUUCUGGUUGCCUCUGUAUGGCAGUAUGUGCUGCUGCCUAGUAGCUCAGCCUCUGUGCAUGAUUCAUCCAAUCAUAAGUGGCCAGCUGGAGGUUAAGCUUGGAGAAGACCUUAAUUGCUGUGAAAAUGUCUAUGGCGUCCUCAGGGGCCAAAAUCUUCUCUGCUAUAAGAAUGAAGAAGACCUGGAGUCUGAGGAGAAGCCAUUACUAGUAAUCCCCAUCAGAAAGGAUAGUGUUGUCUGCGUGUCAGAGAGCGACCCAGCCCAUUGCCAGAGUAUAUGUAUCAGCACAAAACAUCAUGGAGAGGAUGUGACCUAUACGCUGACCACGCACACACCUGAAGACGGGAAGCGUUGGAACGAGGCCAUCAGCCAACACGUCUUCAACAUGAGCCAGUGGAAGCAGUGUUGUGAUCACCUCAUGAAGAUUGAAACGCAGAGCUCCCGGAAAGCCAUUCCAGUGAAGCAGGGAUCGCUAUACCAUGAAAUAGUAACACCCCCCUCUCCCGGUGAGGGUCUUGUGGUUCCGGAUUUAUCCGUUGAGAUCCGCACUUUGCUCUCUUCCUACUACAAGGAAAGGUAG
Messenger RNA from Anoplopoma fimbria (sablefish), 1365 nucleotides. Its product is annotated as rhotekin-like. NCBI's taxonomy places the organism in Eukaryota, Metazoa, Chordata, Actinopteri, Perciformes, Anoplopomatidae. Gene Ontology annotation, cellular component: actomyosin contractile ring. The record is from RefSeq and is a predicted model, not a curated record. Gene Ontology annotation, biological process: signal transduction; actomyosin contractile ring assembly; septin ring organization. The coding region runs from base 1 to 1365 and encodes 454 amino acids. The transcript has 12 exons.